GGCCUUGUUGACAGUGACUGCCGCCACAGCGCAGGCCAACCGCUCCUCCGUCACGCGCCUCCCUCGUCACGCAGCUCCCAGCUCCCCUGCUCGCGGGCGGCAGACGUCAUACGACGCUCCAGACGGCCCCGCCCCCUUGGCCCGCCAACUGGACGGCGGACUACGGUGAUGGAUAGGCCAAUGAGAUAUGCAAAUGAUCUUCUUACCUCAUUGGUUGGAGGCCUAGGACCACAGAUGACCUCAGAGAGCUGGCCCUUUAAGAGUGCCCCUUGGGCUCUGUGCCCACAGCCCCCUUGUUUGAGCACAGAGGCACCAGGCCCUGCUCCAUGGAGCCUCCAGUCUCUGGGGAAGCUGUGCCUGCCUGGCUCUGGCACUGACCACAUCGUCUCUGCCAUCCCUGAAGUGCGCCCCUCCCAGCCCAGCCCCAGCAUGGCGCUUCCCCCUAGCCCUCUGGCCAUGGAAUAUGUCAAUGACUUUGACUUGAUGAAGUUUGAGGUAAAGCGGGAGCCCUCCGAGGGGCGAUCUGGCCCCCCAACGGCCUCGCUGGGCUCCACACCUUACAGCUCAGUGCCUCCUUCACCCACCUUCAGUGAACCAGGCAUGGUGGGGGCGACCGAGGGUCCCCGGCCAGGCCUGGAGGAGCUGUACUGGCUGGCCACCCUGCAACAGCAGCUGGGUGCUGGGGAGGCGCUGGGGCUGAGUCCUGAAGAGGCCGUGGAGCUGCUGCAGGGUCAGGGCCCAGUACCUGCUGAGGGGCCCCACAGCUACUACCCAGGGAGCCCGGAGGAGACAGGUGUCCAGCACGCCCAGUACAAGGCGCGCUGUGACCGGCUGACCGCGAGCGGCCCCGGCUCCGGGGACCACGCCCCCCUCUUCCUCUGAGCCCCUCCGUGCGCCGGGUGCCGUAGUAGGUGGGGGUUGAGUGGCUGAGGGGCACCGUCCAGGAGGCAGCUGGAUCGUUACCAGAGCGCCGUCUGGUCCCAACCACUCCCUGUGUGACCACACAAGUAUC
Molecule: messenger RNA, 1012 nt
Organism: Carlito syrichta (Philippine tarsier)
Lineage: Eukaryota; Metazoa; Chordata; Mammalia; Primates; Tarsiidae
Gene: NRL
Product: neural retina leucine zipper
Exons: 4
Coding region: 169-882 (237 amino acids)
Biological process (GO): regulation of transcription by RNA polymerase II
Cellular component (GO): nucleus
Molecular function (GO): RNA polymerase II cis-regulatory region sequence-specific DNA binding; DNA-binding transcription factor activity, RNA polymerase II-specific
Source: RefSeq, a predicted model, not a curated record